AUGGCAGCACGGAGCCUGGCGGCGUUUGGAGCGGUGCUGGCUGCGUGCCUGGCGCUCACUGCAGCCACCAACCCCGGCUUCGUGGUCAGGAUCACCCAGGCGGGCCUGGACUAUGCCCACCAGCAUGGGAUUACCGUCCUGCAGAAGGAACUGGCCAAGCUGAAGCUGCCAGACAUCUCAGGUGACUUUCCAGUCCGACACCUGGGGAAGGUGCGCUAUGAGAUCUCCAGCUUGAACCUCCGCAGUUUCCAUCUGCCAUACUCUCGGAUCUCCCUGGUCCCCAGCGUGGGGCUGCACGUCGCCAUCUCCAACGCCUUCGCCGAGGUGGAUGGGAACUGGCGGGUGAAGUUUCACUUCAUCCGGGACCACGGAUCCUUCAACCUGGAGGUGAAGAGCGUCUACAUCAAGAUCGACCUGAAGCUGGGCAGCGAUGCCUCAGGGAAGCCCACUGUGAGCACUUCUGCCUGCAGCACCCGCAUCUCCAGUGUUGACAUCCACUUCUCGGGCAAGUUUGGCUGGCUGUACAACCUCUUCUACAGUGCUGUCGAGUCCAGGUUCAAGAAAAUCUUGGAGAGCAAGGUCUGCGACAGCGUGGUCAGAUCUGUUAGCGGCGAUCUGCAGCAUUACCUCCAGACCCUGCCAGAAGCAAACGCGUGCGAAACCCCUGCCUCUCCGCUGCUCGGGAAAGCCAGGGCACGGCACUGCGCAGAUGUCAGCAGAGGCAAGCUGCUCCCGGCUCUGCUGUGCCGUCUGCCUUUCACUCAUCCCUCUGCCCCAUGUCUUGCAGUCACGGCUAAGAUAGAUGCCAAGGCUGGAAUCGAUUACUCCUUGGUGGCACCACCAAUGGCCACUGCGCAGACCCUGGAUGUAGACCUGAAGGGUGAAUUCUUCUCCCUGGCACAUCGUGGUGCUGUUCCCUUCCCCCCGCCAGUGCUGGCCUUCCCUCCUGACCACGACCGCAUGGUUUACUUUGGGGCCUCCAGCUACUUCUUCAACACUGCUGGCUUCGCCUACCAUGCAGCUGGGGCACUGGUCUUCGAGAUCACAGACUCCAUGAUCCCAAAGGGUGUUGAAUUCCAUUUGAAUACCUCCACCUUUGCGGCCUUCAUUCCCCAGCUGGACACGAUGUACCCCAACAUGCUGAUGAAGCUCAGGCUGUCUGCUCCCUCUGCUCCAUUCCUGAGCAUCACACCAGGUGGGAUCUCACUCCAGCCCGUUGUGGACAUCCAAGCUUAUGCCAUCCUUCCCAACACUAGCCUGGCCCAUCUAUUCCUCCUCAGUUUGACAGGCAACGUGUCCGCCACCAUUGAUGUGAAAUCUGGCCACAUCGUUGGGAAACUGAACGUGGGCAGGAUGAAGCUCUCUCUGAAGCAUUCCGAUGUUGGCACUUUCCAGGUACGAAUGCUGCAGUCAAUAAUGAAUAUAUAUGCCUCCAGUAUCCUGCUCCCACGUGUUAAUGAGAGGUUAGCUGAAGGUUUCCCACUGCCGCUGCCAGACCGAAUACAGCUCUCCAAUAUCCUUGUGCAGUUUCACCAGAAUUUCCUGCUGCUCGGAGCAGAUGUGCACUACACGCCCCGGGAGCGCAGAUAACGAUGACGAAAGGGGCUCUCGCCAUGAGGACGGCUCCUCUGCCUGCCCCACGCUGUCCCUCCCGGGGGACCCUGUUCCCGUCCCCCACUUAGGUUCCCAGCCUCGGCUGCAGCCUCAGCUGCUCCCCCCUCCAUCCCUGCUGCUGAGACAGAAAACAAGCGGCCCUGCCAAGCCUGACUCACAGCCGGCCCAGCACAGACCGCAGACGCGCGGGCGGGGGCCAAAGCCAAACCCCACGGCUCAGGCUGGGCUGAGGGCUCCGUCACAGCCGGGGGGGACCAUGUAUCCCCCAGGUCCCAGCGAGCCACAGCCGCACAGCGGCUGCUGGGGCCGACCACAGCCUGGACCGGCUGCCCCUUCACUUUCUCCCUGUGCUUUGCCGUCAUUGAGUCGUGCUGCGCUCGGCCAGGGGGGUCCCAGAGCCCAGGGGAGCCCCCGCUCGGAGCCCUCACAUAAACACACCGCGGUGAAACCAGCAA
Messenger RNA from Centrocercus urophasianus (Greater sage-grouse), 2069 nucleotides. It is a transcript of the gene BPI, whose product is annotated as bactericidal permeability increasing protein. The transcript has 15 exons. Gene Ontology annotation, molecular function: lipopolysaccharide binding. Lineage: Eukaryota; Metazoa; Chordata; Aves; Galliformes; Phasianidae. Gene Ontology annotation, biological process: lipopolysaccharide-mediated signaling pathway; innate immune response; defense response to Gram-negative bacterium. The record is from RefSeq and is a predicted model, not a curated record. The coding region runs from base 1 to 1590 and encodes 529 amino acids.